AUGUUAGACUCAUUCGAGAUAUUAACCACUUCGGGUGUCGUUGUCUGGUCGCGCACAUACACUGCCAUAAACCCUUCGAUCAUCAACAACUUCAUCGCCGAUACCUUUAUUGAAGAGAAGAGUGGCGCCAUUGCCCUCAGCGACUCGAGGUCAGCCUCUACCAAUCCUCCUUACAAGAGCGACCAACACACUCUCAAGUGGACUCUCGUCAAGGAAUUGGGCAUCAUCUUCGUCACCAUCUUCGUCAAGCUUUACGGCGAGCAAUUAACGAAGCCGCACACGACCCUCGUCGAAUGUCAUGCCUUUGAUGAAUACUUUGACGUACAAAUCGAGGAGCUCGACCAAACUAGUACCAAGGUCCCCUCCACCACCAUCACAGCCGGCGCAAUCCCAUUAGAAGAGGAAAUCAUCCCAAGAAAUAUCGGCGACGAACCUCCUGUUGCGCCAGGUUUAACAUACCGAGGGCGCCACCUCAAUGGACCUCAAGAUGCCCUGUCGGCCGACGAGUCUACCCCCGCCUUGACUCCAAAUGGAUCGCGACCCGGCACACCAAGCAAUCACAUCCUCUCCGCAAAGGGUGGCCCUAUCGCAAAGAUCUCGCGACGUGCGCGCAAGGCAAAGAACCAAACAUCCGCUCCCGCCUCUUCCGGCGACGAAGCGCCCCGAAAGAAGAAGACAACCGCCAAGAAGGGCCGUAAGUGGGACGCCGAUGGCUUCGCAGAUGAGGACGACGAUGUUCAGCUUGACUACUCUAAAGCGCAAGCCACCAGUGAUUCGGAAGCUGAAGGAAGAUCAACCGCCUUGGACGAGAUCGACUCAAACACAUGGGGCUCGACGUCAAAGGGCAAGUUCGUGUUGAAGGACUUGGGUGAUGAGGUUCACGAGAUCUUGGCCUCUGAAGCAGAGAAGGCAGCAGAAACAAAGUCACAAUCCAAGUCUGGUCUUUUGGGUACCGGUGUUAGUGCCAUCAGCGGUCUCUUCCGCAAUGUUGUCGGAGGCAAGACUUUGACCAAGGAAGAUCUCGACAAGGCUAUGAAGGGUAUGGAGGAGCACCUGCUGCAGAAGAACGUAGCCCGGGAGGCUGCUGUUCGACUUUGCGAAGGUGUGGAGAAGGAGUUGGUUGGUGUCAAGACUGGCAGUUUCGAGAGUAUCAACGCCAGGAUCCAAGCCGCCAUGGAAGCCUCGCUAACAAAGAUGCUCACCCCCACGUCAUCUCUCGAUCUUCUCCGCGAGAUUGAUGCCAUAACUGCUCCUUCGGUGACAUCCCUCCGCAAGCCCCGUCCCUAUGUCAUGUCCAUUGUCGGUGUCAACGGUGUGGGCAAGUCCACCAACCUUUCAAAGAUUUGCUUCUUCCUUCUUCAGAACAAAUACAAGGUUCUCAUCGCCGCCGGUGACACUUUCCGUUCCGGCGCCGUCGAGCAGCUCGCUGUUCACGUCCGUAACCUCAAGGAGUUGACGGCCCGUGAGGGUGGUCGCGUUGAGCUUUAUCAAAAGGGUUACGGCAAGGAUGCUGCCACAGUCGCCAAGGAUGCUGUGAGCCAUGCUGCGCAAGAAGGUUAUGACGUUGUCCUCAUCGACACAGCUGGUAGAAGGCACAAUGACCAGCGACUUAUGUCUUCUCUCGAGAAGUUUGCCAAGUUUGCUCAGCCUGACAAGAUCCUCAUGGUUGGCGAAGCUCUCGUCGGUACCGACUCAGUCGCCCAAGCCCGCAACUUCAACGCAGCCUUCGGCGCUGUCCGCACACUAGACGGCUUCAUCAUCUCCAAGUGUGAUACUGUCGGCGACAUGGUUGGUACUCUUGUCAGUCUCGUUCAUGCAACGAACGUCCCGGUCCUGUUUGUUGGCGUGGGUCAGCACUAUUCAGACCUGCGUAACUUCUCAGUGAAAUGGGCUGUUGAGAAGCUGCUGAGCAGUAACUAG
This is a messenger RNA of Fusarium graminearum PH-1, 1920 nucleotides long. RefSeq lists its product as uncharacterized. Gene Ontology annotation, biological process: SRP-dependent cotranslational protein targeting to membrane. The record is from RefSeq and is a predicted model, not a curated record. Gene Ontology annotation, cellular component: endoplasmic reticulum membrane; signal recognition particle receptor complex. Gene Ontology annotation, molecular function: GTPase activity; GTP binding; signal recognition particle binding. The coding region runs from base 1 to 1920 and encodes 639 amino acids. Lineage: Eukaryota; Fungi; Ascomycota; Sordariomycetes; Hypocreales; Nectriaceae. The transcript is spliced from 4 exons.